Molecule: messenger RNA, 618 nt
Organism: Durusdinium trenchii
Lineage: Eukaryota; Dinophyceae; Suessiales; Symbiodiniaceae
Source: the annotation of a GenBank genome assembly
AUGUGUGCUCAUGAAGUGGUCAACAGUGGCAAGUGGAGCGGCGGUGGCAUUGUUCGGCUGGACUCGGCCCUAGUCAGGCCAUCAGCAGCAGAUGUUGCUAUUAAUUUUCACGUUCUCAAGCCAGUGAUUGAAGAAUUCCCUGACCGAGUUCCUUCGGGCUAUUUCCUGACCGACUGCAUCAUGUGGCUGGACACUUUGUUCAAAGGACAGCUGCUGGUUGGAGCCAACACCAAACUUCAGAUUGCGGCUGAAGAGGGGGUCAAGAUCAAGAAGCUUGUGGGGGCAGUCCGAUCACUAUGGCGAUCGUCGCCUGCUGGCAAUCACCCUCGGGUGACUCAGUUGAAGGGGCUCUUGAGGCCUUCGCCCUCUCGCAGCCGUGAGGAAAAGGAGGGGUCCGAUUGCAGUGACAUCGAGGAGGCCAUGCCAAGUGACGAUGACGAGGUGUCUCCUGUCCCUGUUCAAGAUGGUCAGGAUGAGUCCGAUGAGGCUCAAGAGGACCGUCGCGACCACGACAGUUUGAGCGCGUCAACCCUCCGACUUCCAGGUAGGGUGUUCUGGGCAAGAAAUACGUCGUUCUUGUCAGAAAAGGUUUCAUGGUUUUGCUCUGAGCUAUUUUAA